This is a messenger RNA of Cricetulus griseus (Chinese hamster), 1314 nucleotides long. The record is from RefSeq and is a predicted model, not a curated record. NCBI's taxonomy places the organism in Eukaryota, Metazoa, Chordata, Mammalia, Rodentia, Cricetidae.
UCUUUGCAAUAAGACAUCAUCAACCCCCACCCCCAUACAUACACACUGAACAAACAUGGGGAGUGUAGGGACACAGGCCAAUAUGGAUGCCUGACCUAGUUGGAUACCUCUAUGCUAUGAUCUGGUACGGUUUUGUGUUAUUCUUGGGACAUUCCUGUCCCCAGGCUUUCUGCUUUGCCAUGGGUUGGCCCAGGUCUUUGCUGGCAGCACUUUGGGCACUGUGGGCCAUGGAGGCCACAGCACUGCGCCUUGGAGCCUUCAACAUUCAGAGCUUUGGUGACAACAAAGUGUCAGAUCCAGACUGUGGCAGUGUCAUAGCACAGAUCCUGGCUGGCUAUGAUAUCGUCCUGGUGCAGGAGGUGCGAGAUCCAGACCUGAGUGCAUUGUCACUGCUCAUGGAGCAAAUUAACAGAGAGUCUAAGCACGAGUACAGUUUUGUGAGCAGCAAGCCACUUGGACGUGACCAAUACAAGGAAAUGUAUCUGUUUGUCUACAGGUGAGGGAAAGAUGCAGUGUCAGUUAUAAGCACAUACCAGUAUCCAGACCCAGAGGAUGCCUUCAGCCGGGAGCCUUUUGUGGUAAAAUUUUCAGCUCCCAGUUCUGCUGCCAAGGAGCUAGUGCUGAUCCCUCUGCACGCAGCACCUCACCAGGCGGUAGCCGAGAUCGAUGCCCUCUACGAUGUGUACCUUGAUGUGAUAGACAAGUGGAACACUGAUGACAUGGUGUUCCUGGGUGACUUUAAUGCUGACUGCAAGUAUGUAAAGGCCCAGGACUGGGUUUCAAUCCGCCUGCGCAGCAGUGAGGUCUUUAAAUGGCUCAUCCCAGACAGUGCGGACACCACAGUGGGCAACUCAGACUGUGCCUACGACCGGAUUGUAGUGAGCGGUGCUCAUCUGCCUAAGAGCCUGAAGGCCCAGUCAGCCUCUGUUCACAACUUUCAGGAGGAAUUUGGCCUAGAUCAGACCCAGGCUCUUGCCAUCAGUGACCAUUUUCCUGUGGAAGUGACCUUCAAGUCUCACUGACAGCUAUGGCCUAGGCAGGAUAUGCCACCUGCAGACUCUGGCCUCACGGAAUGGUCCCACAAUGGAUCACUGGGUGGCGGGCCAACCACCAUUCAGGGCAGGGCCAGCUGAUGUGGACAAAGGCUAUGAACACAUUACAGGAUUAUUUAGAGCCCCUGUUUGCUCAUGUGUAAGGUGUGCUGACAUCACCUACUUCAUAGGGCUGUUGUGAGGAGCACCCAUGAAUGGAACCAGAGCAGCAUCAAGCACAUAGCUGCACGCUUAAUAAACAAGCCGUUCUUGGUCAGGACUA